This is a messenger RNA of Leopardus geoffroyi (Geoffroy's cat), 1871 nucleotides long. RefSeq names its product sperm tail PG-rich repeat containing 1 (gene STPG1). Gene Ontology annotation, molecular function: histone binding; chromatin binding. Lineage: Eukaryota; Metazoa; Chordata; Mammalia; Carnivora; Felidae. Bases 307 to 1506 code for a protein of 399 amino acids. The transcript is spliced from 11 exons. Gene Ontology annotation, cellular component: male pronucleus; female pronucleus; germinal vesicle. Gene Ontology annotation, biological process: epigenetic programing of male pronucleus. The record is from RefSeq and is a predicted model, not a curated record.
CCCUCCUCCGGCUUCGCGCUCACCUGGAGGGGGUCCCCUCUAGCGGCCGCACCAAGAACGUUGGAACAAACCCCGCUCUCGCUCUCCGGAGGGCUCAGAUCCUCGCAACAACCCCCUGAGAGGGACGUGGAGCUCAUACCCAUUUUACAGAUGAAGAAAUGGCAUUUGGGCAGAAACCCCCAAGGAGGAGAAAGUAGCCAGAUUUGGUUCAGAUCUGGAGGCAGAGAGACUCAGAGGGAACACCCGAGAGCAGAACGAGGUGCUUAGAAGAACACGUGAUAGAGUUGUUCAUCAAACAAAUGGAACAUGUCGCAGAACUUUGCUAAGAUGGAUGACUCAACACACAAAGACCAACACCCUGGCAAAAAACAUUCCAGCAAGGCCCACAAAGUACAGAAAGGUUUUACUGCUGCACAUCCAGCACAAUCCUCCUCCAUUCCUUUUAAGAACCAGACUUCAACAAUUCCAGAAUCAGAAAAAAAGGGAUUCAAUAGUCAAGCCAAAAGAUUUUAUUAUAAAAAGGAUAAUAUCCCGGGUCCUGGCUUCUACGAUGUCAUUCACCAAUCUCCGGUGUUCAACAGUGUCUCGCUGUCCAAGAAAGGGACGUGCACUUUUCCCUCUAUGCGUGCCCGACUGGACACCAUCAUUUCUAAAUACCCUGCAGCUAACGCGUACACUAUCCCAUCACAUUUUGUUUCGAAGAAAGACUUCAGUAAUUCCUGUUCCAGCAUGUUUCAGUUGCCAAGUUUUGCGAAAGCCCUCAAAUCUGAAACUCCUGCACCAAACCAUUACAAUGCCUCUGUCUCUUGCUGCAAGCAAAGAAACAACGUCUGUGCCCGAGCCGGGUUUAUGUCCAAAACCCAGAGAGGAUUUUUCACUAUCACUGACACAGGACCUGCCCCAGGGCAUUAUAAUAUCAACGAAUCCCUCGUGAAGCAGUCGCCAAAGGUAUUGACAUCUUGUUUUAAGUCAAAAACUGGACGUGGAUUAAAACUGACAUCAACAGGCCCAGGACCUGCUUAUUACAACCCCAAUGACCACAUCAAAAUUCUGAAAAAGGCUCUUUUCCCGUUCGAAGGCUCACAGGGCUUACUUAUUCCUCAGAUGGUUCUAGAACUUCUGGAACUAACUGCCAGGUCAGUCUGCCUGUCGCCAUCUGAGGCCUCACCCGGGUAUAGUCCUCUGCAGGCAGGAUUGGCCACUGGGCGGGCUGACCUGCAGAAGACCCCUCCAAAGAGGAGAAACCCCCUCCUGAACUUCUCUGCCCAGCCUUCGCCCCUGCCCCCGAAGCCGCCUCUUCCAGGCCCCGGUCAGUACGAGAUCGUGGACUACGAGGGGCCCCCCAGACACUUCACCUCCAGCGCAUCGUUUGCGUCCAACACCAGCCGGUGGACAGCAGCCCCGUCCCAGCCAGGCCUGCCCGGCCCAGCCACGUACAAGCCAGAAUUCCCUGGAAAACAGUCCUUUCUCUACAACGAGGACAACAAAUGGAUCCCAGUGUUGUAGGGACCUCACACAAGCUCGGGGAGAACCCUGGCCACCAGCCACCUCACCCAGGCUCCCCAGGACGUUCAUUCAGAGAAUGCCCAUCUCGUGUGUGACAGACGACGACUUGGAGGGCAGAUCUGCCCCUGCCCCCCCGUCCCCGUGGCUGGCGUGGAGCUGGGAGGCUGCGUUUGUCAUUGUCUUGAACUGCCUCCUGGAGAUUGGACACCCGCCUCCACUGACUCCAGUGGUUCCCUGAGCAGAAAUGAGGGGUGGACCGAGCCCUCCUUGGUUACCUGCCAUGCACCUGCCCGUGCUGGGACGUGCAGUCCUCCCCGCAGAUGUAAGAGGUUCCUGAAGCUCAGGCUCGAGGGAGAAGCCUGACA